Phytophthora nicotianae INRA-310 is the source of this 3495-nucleotide messenger RNA. RefSeq lists its product as hypothetical. The record is from RefSeq and is a predicted model, not a curated record. Gene Ontology annotation, cellular component: membrane. NCBI's taxonomy places the organism in Eukaryota, Oomycota, Peronosporomycetes, Peronosporales, Peronosporaceae. Gene Ontology annotation, molecular function: ABC-type transporter activity; ATP hydrolysis activity; ATP binding. The coding region runs from base 1 to 3495 and encodes 1164 amino acids. Gene Ontology annotation, biological process: transmembrane transport. The transcript is spliced from 2 exons.
AUGGAUCAAGGACACUACGUGCAGGCGCCAGACGCCCAUGAAUCGGCAAAAGCACCAUCUAUCCCCUUUAGUCAACUCCCCAACCCGUUGGCGAAGGCCUCAUUACCGUCGGUAGUGUUCGCCCAAUGGAUCCAGCCUAUGAUCUCACUGGGCUCUCGUCGAAUUCUGGAGCUCGAAGACGUUUGGCCUCCUUGUCCAAGGGACGAGUCCGAGGCGCUGGAGAAACGUUUUAAGCGAGCCUAUGACCCGAAUCAUAGGUUCAUUUUCGGUAUCUCACCGGUAUUCAUGGCCUACGUGAAGGUGUUUCGAGCGGACCUCGCAAUCGUGCUCGCCGGGUGUGUCGUUUACGUGUUGGCCUUAGGGCUGCAAACGUACGUAACGAGAGCUCUGCUGGAAUUCCUGAAUGGAGAGGAGAACGUUUUCCACAUUUCAAGUGGCUACUGGCUUAUGGCCAUGAUGACCAGCAGUUCACUGGUCGCUGUGUGCGUGCUUAACUACCUCUUUUUCAUCGAUUCGCGCAUUGGCUCCAAUAUGCGCACGUUGACAAUGUCUCUGGCAGUAGCCGGAUUGUCCAAAGCCAAGAUCGCGUACGCUCGCAUUGAUGCCUUUCUUGCCAGUAGUGAGGUUCCAAUCAAGUCAGCAAUUCUCCCAGCGUGUCCUCCAAUGCUUGAGUCAAACAAGGAGCCUCUCCUCGCUGCGCAUGCCACGAGUGAAGCAGCAGUUAGCGCAGGAUUCAUUUCCAUUAGAGACGGAACCUUUCAGUGGCCAGCGAACGCAACUGGAAGCAACAUAGUAGUGGUGGCCCCCGCUGAGGAAGUCCUGGAUAAAGCCGAUUCAACCACUAGCGAUAGUCCCUACGAUGACACUCUAUCGCCGUCACCUUCGUCUCACGGGUUUCAGCUCGAAGGGGUCAACUUGGAGGUUCAACAAGGUGCACUCGUAAUAAUCGUGGGUAAAGUCGGAGCUGGGAAAUCGAGUCUCGUGAAUGCCGUGCUUGGAGAAAUGCCACGCACCUCGGGCAUACUCGAGAUCGGAGGUCACGUAGCUUACGUGAGUCAAGACACGUGGAUCCGCAAUGCAACACUGAGGGAUAACAUUCUCUUUGAGCAAGAAUUCGACGCGGAGCGAUACGCUCACGUGCUGGAUGCGUCUCAACUGGCGAUGGACUUGAGAGCUUUACCUAAUGGAGACUUGACAGAGAUAGGAGAGCGGGGUAUCAACUUAAGUGGCGGUCAGAAGGCUCGCGUAGCGAUUGCACGUGCGAUGUAUCGGGCAGGGACGGACGUGUUGAUUUUGGAUGAUCCGUUGAGUGCUGUGGAUCCGCAUGUAGCACACGCGAUCUUCGACAAUUGCAUCGUUGGAAUGGCGCGUGGCCAGACUCGUUUGUUGGUUUUAAACAGCCAUUACGACUUACUGCCGCACGCCGAUCACGUCGUGGUGAUGCGUGAUGGUAUACUGGCAUCUCAGGGUUCCUACGACGAUGUUUUGGCGCAGUUCCCGCAGCUAACGAUGGACUUGGUUACUAUCGGUGGUGAUGGUAACGCUGAUGAGGACGUCAAAGUAUCAGAAUCUCGUGGUACAGUUGAUGCCGACCCUCCGACAAAAAGUGAAGAGAAUGCCCAGGAAGUAUUCACAGAAGCUAUCAAAGAGGCCGAAGAGAAGACAAAGAAGACGUCAGGAAGGCUUAUCCGGGCUGAAGAUCGUGUGAAGGGCAAAGUAGGCGCGCACGUUUACAAAACUUACUUCGAUGAGACCGGAUUCAACGGCAUCGUCGUCAUGGUCGUCAUCAUCGUGGCGUACGUUGCAGGACAAGCAGCACGUACAAUUGUUGAUUGGUGGCCAGGCCACUGGGCGCGUAACAUGCCACGGCGGGGAGUGGAUCCGACAUAUUCAAGCACAACGUUUGGCAUGUGGUAUCUUGGCUUCAUCAUGCUGUGUUCAGUGCUGUCAUUUGGACGUGCAUUGAUGAUGAUUGAAUCGUGUGUUCGAUCAUCAAAGCACAUGCACGACGACCUCUUUCGACGUGUCUUACGGGCACCUGUAACGCGAUACUUUGACGUGACUCCUAUGGGGCAGAUCUUGAACCGCUUCUCGAACGACUUGGACCAAAUGGACACCAUGCUCCCUCAAGAAUACCAACUGCUUCUUCAGAAUGUGUCAUUGGCUCUGGGUGCGAUGGCCGUCUCGGCGUUUGCGUCGUACUGGAUCGCCCUGACAUACAUCCCAAUCUUCGGUAUUUUUCUCUUUAUCGGGCAGUACUUUAAGAAGACAUCAAGCGAGAUUAAACGGCUGGAAGGUGUCACUCGGACUCCAGUCUACAAUCUCUUUAGCGAGACGUUAUCUGGUCUGGCCACCAUUCGCGCCUUCAGGAUGGAAGACGACUUUAUUGAGCAGAAUCGACGCGUUGUCGAUGCCAAUUCAAACUUGUACUUCACGUAUUGGGCUGCAAGUCGGUGGUUAGCCACUCGACUUGAUUUGCUGUCGGUUGCCAUCAUUUUCAUUGUCACGCUGUACCUCGUCGCCACUGUCGGAACUGUGGGCUCGUUGACGUCUGGACUGUCGCUCACGUACUCGCUGAUGCUGACGUCGAUGGUGCAGUGGGUCAUGCGUUCCGUGGAUCGCACAGACAAUGCAAUGACAAGUGUAGAACGACUACUGUUCUUCCGUCAGAUCGAGAGCGAGGCAGACACGGGCAAAACCAUUGACGACCUUCUCACUGAGGAGAGCCAGGCUUGGGGAACAACACCUAAAUCAUGGCCUUCGCGCGGAACGAUCCGAUUCGACCAGCUUUGCCUGCGCUACCGGCCAGAGCUGCCGCUUGUACUCAGAGGUGUCGAUAUGGAAGUUGCAGAAGGGGAGAAAGUCGGUAUUUGUGGACGCACCGGCGCAGGGAAGUCAUCACUAAUGGUCGCACUAUUCCGUAUAUGCGACUUUGAGAGUGGACGCGUCCUCAUUGACGACGUCGACAUCGCCGCUAUCAAUGUACGUGAGCUACGACGCAGCCUCGCCAUCAUUCCGCAGGAUCCAGUGCUCUUCAGUGGCCCGCUACGUGAAAACAUCGACCCGUUCCACGAGUACUCAGACGAGCGGAUCUGGAACGUGCUCAAUCAGGUGCACAUGGCCGAUCAUUUGCGUCGCUGGGGAGCCGGUCUCGACUUUGAGGUGGCUGAGGGUGGGGACAAUCUGUCGGUGGGCCAGCGCCAACUCAUCUGCAUUGGUCGUGCAUUACUCAAGGACAGCAAGAUUGUGGUGCUGGAUGAGGCCACAGCCAAUGUGGACACGGCCACGGACGCACUCAUCCAGACGACCAUCAAGGAGACGUUCGAGGACAAGACAGUGCUGAUCAUCGCGCACCGCAUCAACACGAUCAUGCAUUGCGACAAGAUUGCCGUUAUGGACGCGGGACGAGUAGUGGAGUUUGAUCCUCCAACAGCGCUGCUUGCACAGCCUCACUCAGCGUUCACUGCAUUGGCAAAUCGAUCGGGUUCAGCAUAA